AUGGCCGCCGUGUCGCUGCUCAACGUUGCUGUGCGCAACAACCCUGCCCCCUUCACCUCGCCCUACGAGUUCGAGAUCACCUUUGAAUGUCUUGAGAAGUUGGACAAGGAUCUGGAGUGGAAGCUCACCUACGUCGGCUCUGCCACCUCCUCCGAGUAUGACCAAGAGCUUGACUCUCUCCUUGUCGGCCCCAUCCCCGUCGGCGUCAACAACGACAUCCUCGGCGUCACUGUCAUCCUCUUGACCUGCAGCUAUGACGGUCGCGAGUUCGUGCGUGUCGGCUACUACGUUAACAACGAGUACACCGACGAGGCACUCAUCGCCGAACCUCCCGCCAAGGCCGUUGUUGAAAAGGUCCGCCGCAGCAUUCUGGCCGAGAAGCCCCGUCAGCCUGACGCCGACAACCAGGAAGACGAUGAGGCCGCAUACGGUGCUGAGGAGCUUGAAGAGGACGAGGUCGAGGUUGAAGGCGAGCCUGAAGUCAAGGAAGGAGAGGACGCUGAGAUGGCCGAGGCCAACCCCGUCGAACAACCUAAGGAGGAGGACGAAGUCUCGGAUGCUGGCAGCGAGGACAUUGAAGCCGAGAGCAGCGCCAGCGAAGAUGAGGACGAAGAGGAGGAGGAAGGUGAAGGCGAAGCCGAGGGAGAGGCUGCCGACGAGAUGGACACUGACACCGCUGCCCCCACUGGCGCUACUGAGAAGUCCCAGCCUCCUCAGCAGCAGAGCGAUGUUAUGGUCCACUAG
Messenger RNA from Aureobasidium vineae, 744 nucleotides. NCBI's taxonomy places the organism in Eukaryota, Fungi, Ascomycota, Dothideomycetes, Dothideales, Saccotheciaceae. The record is from the annotation of a GenBank genome assembly.